Molecule: messenger RNA, 737 nt
Organism: Nematolebias whitei (Rio pearlfish)
Lineage: Eukaryota; Metazoa; Chordata; Actinopteri; Cyprinodontiformes; Rivulidae
Gene: lamtor5
Product: late endosomal/lysosomal adaptor, MAPK and MTOR activator 5
Exons: 4
Coding region: 108-383 (91 amino acids)
Biological process (GO): positive regulation of TORC1 signaling; cellular response to amino acid stimulus
Cellular component (GO): Ragulator complex; cytoplasm; lysosome
Molecular function (GO): guanyl-nucleotide exchange factor activity
Source: RefSeq, a predicted model, not a curated record
GUGACGGUCAGCUGACUGUACCCGGAAAAAUCUAUGAAACUUUCAACAACAACACCAGGUUUUUGUGCAGUAAAUUUGAUUUUUCUUUUACUUAUUAUUUGUCAACGAUGGAGUCGACUCUUGAACAACACCUCGACGACACCAUGAAGAAUCCAGCAGUUGUCGGUGUUCUCUGCACGGACCAACAAGGACACAACCUGGGCUGCCGUGGGUCCUUGACUGACGAACACGGUGGUGUUGUGUCCGUUUUGGCCAAGCAAGCUGCAGAUCUCAUCAAAGACCCGACAGACACACCGACCGUGUGCCUGGAGUCUGAGUCAGGAAACAUUCUGGUGAGGAGUCACGGGACCAUCACAGUAGCAGUGCACAAGAUUGCAUCGUGAAGACAACGGGCCCCUCGAAGAGUUUUAUAUUAUAAAUGAAAGGUUGAAUGAAUAUUAGAGAAGUGUACAUCUGAGCACAUGAAAUAUUUCACACAAUCCAAAUGAAUCAGAGAAAAUGAAAACCGGUUUUAUUUAGAUUUGCUGUGUUUGAUAUGAAUACAAACUGCAUAUUUAGGACAAGGCUUUUGUUACUGUUCGUUGUGGAUAAAUCUUGGUGUUAUUUAUAGAACAGCUCGUAUGUUUUAGUGUGUUCAGACGUGUUUAGGCUGCGUUUGUGUUUUGUUGUUAACAUCACUGUUCUUAAAUCACUGAAUAACAACCUUUAAUAAACUUUAACUUGACUUUGAGCCACCC